Suillus clintonianus is the source of this 1220-nucleotide messenger RNA. RefSeq lists its product as uncharacterized. The coding region runs from base 456 to 821 and encodes 121 amino acids. The record is from RefSeq and is a predicted model, not a curated record. The transcript has 3 exons. Lineage: Eukaryota; Fungi; Basidiomycota; Agaricomycetes; Boletales; Suillaceae.
UGUUGAAAUUCCACUGUACCCGCCGCUCGCGGAUUGGACCUGGUUGACCUGCUACAUGAACGCUGGGCUAUGUUAUAGCGGUUGCCGGUAAUCGAGGACCGUUACGACCGUACCGUACGGCGCGCAGUGCUUAAAACUAUGCAGUGCAUGUAUCUACGGGUGCGUUAGCGGAUGCAAGCUCUGUCGGAUUGAGACUCGGUGAUCUUUCUGGAGAUAGACGCGACGAAGGCGGCUCACCUUCCUUGUCCACCAUGGUUUUGUACGAAUUGCAAGUAGCAAUCACGUCCUUUCCCUCAGUUACAUACUUCUUCCUUCCUUGACUCGGAGUUCUUGAGGAAACGUGGCUCUCAACACCCAGGGCAUCCUUGCAGCGGUGACGAUUGCAAUGUAUGUCCCCUUCUUGCUUGUUUCCUUCAAGGUGGUGUCGAAGUCUGCAUAUCGCGAGGUGAUGGAUCAUGUUGUUAGUAUUCUGCAUCAUUAGAGUAUUGGGUGGUUCUUUCCUUGUCGCAGCUCAGGAGAUUACACCCGCGAGCACCGUAUUAUACAUCGGCGGUUUCGCCCUUCAAGCAUCUGGCCUAUCCCCACUACUGAUUUGCACGCGGGGUCUGUUGCACUCAGUAUUCCAGACGCCCGAUGGUUGGUCAAGAUAUAAUAGCAUAUUCCGCCUUCUUCAACUCCUCGGCAUGGUUGCUCUCAUCAUCCUUACCAUCAUCGGUAUCUCCGUUGCGUCGAGUUCCAGCUCAAGCUCGACUGUGAACAUCAUGCGUCGGAUCAUGCGUCGGACAGGUGUCAUCCUCUUUUGCCGUAUACAUAAUCCUUAGUGGCAUUUGCCUCUUUCUAUGGACCUAAGUCCGCUCUGUCAUGCCAUACCGCAAGCAGGCGAGCCUUCCGCGAUCACAGUCAUCUAUUCGUCUCAUGUUCCUACGCCCUAUCUUCAGCUCCUGACAGCCAUCUCCAUCGCGCUUUCAUUCGCGUCCAAUUGCAAACCGCUAAGUCGAUUUCGUGAAUUUGAUGGUGUUCACAGCCUCCUCAAGACACAUCUAUUCAUAGGGCAUCACCGCACAAUCGCAAUUGUAGAUCCGUUAUAAUUAUAGCUUUUUUUCCUGAUAUAGUCGAGGGUAAAUCAUGGGAUCUGUUCAAAUAUUCUACGCACCCACCCCACGCAAUCUGAUAACAUACACACGCAAAGAUUCGCAUACAUACAUUAUAUCUAUAUGACC